Messenger RNA from Coprinopsis cinerea okayama7#130, 2628 nucleotides. Its product is annotated as other/FunK1 protein kinase. Bases 1 to 2628 code for a protein of 875 amino acids. The transcript is spliced from 6 exons. Lineage: Eukaryota; Fungi; Basidiomycota; Agaricomycetes; Agaricales; Psathyrellaceae. The record is from RefSeq and is a predicted model, not a curated record.
AUGCGCAUGGACAUCGGCGAUCUCAUGAAUUCGGAAAUGUACGUCUGCACGUACAACCAGUUCAAGGAGUACUACCUCCCCAAGUGUGAUGAUGAGACGAUGUCCUUUGUGAAUGAUGCUCUGAAGGCAUCCGAAUUCCUUGUCCCUCGCGAGGAAAGGACUGGACUAGAUGACGGAGCCGCGGUGGGGAAUGAAGAUGAAGAUGCGCCGAGCGACGACGCCGGGUCUGUUCGAGAGAGCAAUGACGAGCUUCCACAGGAACGUGGUGAGCUAAAUGGAGAGGUUGGGGAAGUUGACGAAGGGAACGAGGGCGAAGGAGAAGAAUGUGAGGAGAUCGAGGAACAAGGUUAUGUAUCCGACGACGAAGGCGAGGAUGACCAAGGAGCCGAAGGAGAAGGCGACUCGAACUCACAGGUCUACUCUCACGUGCUGUGUAACUUCCAAAUGAAGCCCUCCCUGUUGAGGAAAAAAGCCAAAAACAAUACGACCAGCUCAUCUGACAAGCCGAAGACCUCCAACACUCACGAGAACAAGGUGUUCAGUCCACUUGGCGAAAUCGGAACCGAGAUCCUCAAGGCGUUGGACGAGAAAGGUAUCAAAAGGAACGGUAGUCAUCUUCGAAUGUGUCCACACACGACAAUCUAUUCCAACAUCCCUGGAUGCAAUCAAGAAAUCGACGCAUGUUUGACGAAGAACAAAUCGAAAGCGCUCGACAUCGCCGACAUCCUCGUUCCCUUUGAGUUUAAGCUAGCCUACACCAUUGCUAAGGUGUUCCUGAAUCGCCGACAGGUUGUGUCCCAAGCCAACCACACAAUGAACGAUGAUCCUCGUCGCAGAUUCAUGUUCGCGAUUACCAUUGAAGACGACCGUGUGUCGCUCUGGUUUUUCUCUCGAUCGCAUUCAGUCAAGGCAAAGUCGUUUAGCAUGAUUGAUCGACCUGAUCUUCUCGUCGAGGUUCUGGUUUCACUCUUCUGCGCGACAGAGGAACAACUUGGAUUGGACCCUCUUGUUCACCUGACGGAAGACCGACGAUACGUCUACGAGUUUCCCCCCAACAAGACGCGACCCAAACCCAUCUUCUAUCGCACCACAGGAACUGUCAUCGAGGCCCGAACCCAGCGUCUGAUCUGCCGCGCCACACGCAUCUGGAGGGUGAUCCAGGUGGAGUCUCCAGAUCAUACGGAGGCCAUCGAGGGGUCGAAAGAGAUGAUCCUCAAAGACGUCUCCCUCCCCGAGGAGUUCCGGACAGAGUUCGAGAUUCAACGCGACUUAUUUAGAGACCUCGAAGAUUUAGCUAAGGACAAGGAAUGGCGUCAGCGCGAGAUACUGAAGGAUUUUGUCGCGGAAGACUUGGUUUCACUGGAACGUGCAUUGCAAGGCGGUUUCAAGAGGUAUUUCUCUUGCAUUAUCGACGAACACGUUGGUGAAGUUACUCCUCCGCUUUGCCCUGGGGCAUGGGCCGCCACUACUCCGAUGUUUACCGAACCAAGGACCAUAGCUCCAGACCACAACAGGAAUCGUGCAGCCCCUGGUACACGGGCACCAAGAAGGCCUACUGCUGGCCCCCCUGGCGAACUUGGCACCAUACAGGAAGAGCUGCAACACAGGGGCUUCAAUCCUCGGCGGCCGUGUCGCCUGAUCUUUGACGAACCAUGCAUACCACUUAGCGACGUGCCUACACUGGGCGAGCUGGUUGACAUUGUUCAACAGUGCUUGAUCCCUCUGCGACUUAUGUUCUGCGUUGGAUGGGUCCAUCGGGAUAUCAGUCCAGGAAACAUCCUUGUUUUUCGUACAUCCCCAACGGCUCAGUGGCAAGUUAAACUCUCGGACCUAGAGUAUGCCAAGCGGUUUCCAUGCGACGAUCAGCCUAGUCCGAUACCCAAGACAGGAACCCCUGCCUUUAUGGCAUGCGAGAUCCUUACAAAAUCACUGAUUUCCAAGACCGGCACUGGCAAAGGAGUCUCGAGGAGAAAGGGUCCCAACAAAUUGCCGGUCAUCCACAACUAUCAGCACGAUCUGGAGUCACUUUGGUGGAUCAUUCUAUGGGCGAUCACCAUGAGGGUGAAGCAGAGCUUGCAAAGGGCUAAUCUCCUGUUUCGCGAAGCGAACGCACAUGCUCGGCGCGGCGUUUUUACCGAUGAAGAUAGUAUUGAAGACCACGAACAGGUCUACCCAUGUUUCCCAGUGCUCCUUUGCCUUUCCGGCUUUGUAGAGCAACUCGAUCUCCUGCGAAUCUACUUUGAGAGCGAGUACAUUUCGCGUAAUCGUGGAAAUAAGCAGCAGGAUAUUGGGACCUACUCUUUGAUCGUUAGCGAAGGAUUUUGGAAUUUCUUCGAAGGCAUUAAGGGAAGCAGGAAGGUCUGGGGAGACCUUCCGCUCUUGACGGACACUGAAUUAGCGCCUGGAACAACGGCGCCCAGGGGAACCAAGCGCAAGUACUCCGACAUGAACAGGGCACCUCAACGUUCGAAGGACGCGCCGAAUCCCCAAUCUCUGAAGCAGGAUGAUCGCACGUUGAAGUCAGCUCACUCCACAGCGACACCUAAGGGAGGGCAUGGUGAAAAAGUGACCAACCAGGAAAUUGAAGAGGGUCAAGAACAGCCGGCGUCAAAGAAGGCUCGUGCUUAA